Molecule: messenger RNA, 576 nt
Organism: Rattus rattus (black rat)
Lineage: Eukaryota; Metazoa; Chordata; Mammalia; Rodentia; Muridae
Product: cilia- and flagella-associated protein 47-like
Exons: 5
Coding region: 1-576 (191 amino acids)
Source: RefSeq, a predicted model, not a curated record
AUGCCAAAUAAAGAUGUGGUAACUUCAGAUCUCUCAAUAGUGUGGGGAAAUUCCUUUAUUACUAUAGAACCUGACAACUCAAUUCCAUAUACUCUCCAUGUGUGCCCUUGGAAACGUGGAGAAUUCAAAGGUGCAAUUACAUUUUCUGUUAAGAGCAGAGAUGAGGAAGAUUCUCAGGAAGACACAGAUCUGGAGAAGGACUUCUCUUCUCAGGAAACGCCAUCAGAUCGAUCUACCAUUAUUUUUGAAGAAUACUCAGAUGAAAAGGUUAAAACUCUAAAAAUCUGGUAUCAUCUUGAAAUCCAUAGCUCUCCUGGACCUCCUGUAGAUACAAUUGAACUUCAUUGUAUUGCUCUGGAGACAACAUGCAUUGAAAUUCCUAUCUCCAAUUCAAAAAAUAAACCUGUUUGUUUGGAUGUGAAAUUAACAUCUACGGCCCUUAAUGGACCAGCAGAAAUGACACUUGGUCCACUGGAAAGUGUGAACUAUGUUGUAUGGUAUUCUCCAGCAACCACAGGCUAUAUAGAAGAAAGGUGUGUUUUGGGCUUGUACUGUGAUUUGUUGUUGACCCUUUAA